This is a messenger RNA of Rhodotorula graminis WP1, 787 nucleotides long. RefSeq lists its product as uncharacterized. The transcript has 5 exons. Bases 41 to 622 code for a protein of 193 amino acids. The record is from RefSeq and is a predicted model, not a curated record. NCBI's taxonomy places the organism in Eukaryota, Fungi, Basidiomycota, Microbotryomycetes, Sporidiobolales, Sporidiobolaceae.
CUCCCCUCCGCGACUGCACAGACCCUCGUACUAGCUCAAGAUGGACAACCCCGUCACCGACAUCCGCCGCGCAGUCCUCGAGUGCGCCGCCCAGGAGGACGCCAAUGACAUGCUGCAGGCGGUGGACAAGUACUUCGACGAGCAGGCCAUCUUCGUCUACCCGCUCCUCAACUCGCCUCCGGCGGCCGGCCGCGACGGCGUCAAGGCGGCGUACAAGAUGCUGCGCGUCCUCUCGUACGGCCAGCGCUUCGACUUUCACUCGGUCGCGUCGGACCGCAUCUACGUCGAGAAGGGCAUCGAGAAGCAGAAGCUCACGCUCGACGUGACCGAGCACCUCAAGCUCUCGUUCAUCCCGCUCCCGGACCGCCUCAACCCGUCACGAUCCGCUUCCUCACGCGCCUCGACCUCGUCAAGGGCGAGGACGACAAGUGGCGCAUCGAGAAGCAGGAGGACUCGCUCGCCAACUCGGGCCACCACAUCCUCCCGUUCGACCGCGAGAUCGUCAACCUCGCCAAUGGGGCAUGGGCACGGCCACGCUCGUCGUCGGCGGCACCCUCGCCAAGUUCAACCUCUUCAACUGAGCCAUUCUCGCCCUCUCUUCCUCCCUCUCUCCCUCGCAUAGCUUUCCCCUCUCGCCCUCGUCCUCGCUUGAUGGCACGCCGUUCUCCCCCCCCUCUGCUUAGCCCUGUCGUUCCUCCUCGUCUCGUCCGUCCUCUCUGCCGUCGUCGUCGUACCCCCCGCCUCGUCGUUCCUGUUGCUAGUUCUACACAGCCCUUUCUCUCUCUUU